AUGGCGAUUCAUCAACAACGUGAACACACUAGUGUUGUCAGUUUCUUCAAGAUCAUUUGUCGUUGGCAUAUUCUAGAUGAGAAGAUUAAGCUUCCAACGGAAUUCACAAACAAGUGUGGAUUGAAACUACCAAAUCCAGUUAUUCUGAAAGUUGUAGAUGGCAACCAAAAGAAAGUGCAUUGGACCAAAAUUAAUGGUUCCAUUUGGUUUAUUGGGAAGGAAUGGAAAGAGUUUCUUGAGAACUACUCUGUCUCACACGGCCACCUUUUGUUGUUCAAAUAUUGUCUUGUGGCUUCAUGUUUUGGGGUCCAAAUAUUUGACAGCACCACUCUUGAAAUUGACUACCCUUACCAUGAACUCAACUAUGAUGAUUAUGAAGAUUAUUAUGAGGAUGAUGAUGAUGAAGAUGUUGUUGAUGUUGUGAAGCUUCAAUAUGAUCAAUAUCAAUUGAAAGAUAAAAGUGAGAGUAUUGCUGAUGCUAUAAGAAGUGACAGACUAGAGAGAAAAGAUAGCAACCCCAGUUUCGAGGUUGUCAUGAAGGAUUCAUAUAUCAAUGGGGGAAGAUGCAUGGCCGUACCAUCUAAUUUUGCAAGGGAGUACAUGAAAGAAGGAGGAUACCUACUAAGAGUGGCGGAUGGGAGGACAUGGAAAGUGAUGUACAAGACUUGGAGUGGAGAUGGGAUGCCUUGCAAGAAGUACAAACUGCAAAAGGGUUGGGCCAAGUUUAGCCAAGGAAACAAGUUAGAGAAGGAUGAUGUCUGUGUCUUUGAGCUGGUUAAUAACAAUUGCAAUGGUAGUUGCUCCACCAUCAUACCAACCUUCAAUGUUCUAAUCCACCGUAACCACAUCGGUAGCAGCUAUUGA
Arachis stenosperma is the source of this 864-nucleotide messenger RNA. Its product is annotated as B3 domain-containing transcription factor VRN1-like. Gene Ontology annotation, molecular function: DNA binding. Bases 1 to 864 code for a protein of 287 amino acids. The record is from RefSeq and is a predicted model, not a curated record. NCBI's taxonomy places the organism in Eukaryota, Viridiplantae, Streptophyta, Magnoliopsida, Fabales, Fabaceae. The transcript has 4 exons.